Molecule: messenger RNA, 1281 nt
Organism: Myotis brandtii (Brandt's bat)
Lineage: Eukaryota; Metazoa; Chordata; Mammalia; Chiroptera; Vespertilionidae
Product: zinc finger protein 233-like
Exons: 1
Biological process (GO): regulation of transcription by RNA polymerase II
Molecular function (GO): RNA polymerase II cis-regulatory region sequence-specific DNA binding; DNA-binding transcription factor activity, RNA polymerase II-specific
Source: RefSeq, a predicted model, not a curated record
UCAGGAUACCGGAAUCAAAAUGAGAUAGAGACUCUUCAACAAGUUGGAUUAAGAGACCUUUUUCAUGAAGACCUUGUGUGCUGGCCAAUAUGGGAACAAAUUAUGAGUAAGUUAACCAGAAAUCAAGACUUGAUAAUAAAUCUACAAGGCAAGAGGUCUGAUUUGCCAAUUCAAGGCGAUUCCUUCUGCCAGUUGUGGGCAACAGAAUCUACUCAGGUUUCUGAAGAUGAGAACUAUGUAAUAAAGGUUAAAGGGGAAGUUCAAAGUGCCAAUAGUAUAAAAAAUCAAGAUUUUCCAAGUAAGACCGCCUGGGAUCUCUGGAGAGAGUCACAGAAUUAUCAGAGUAGGUGUCAGCAGUUUGAUGGGAAAUGUAAACUGUGUAAGUGUGAUGGUUGUGAUAUUAAAAAGACCUCUCAUGACCAUGAUGAUGAUCAGGAAGUACAUAAAGGUGAGAAGUCAUGUAGCCACAAGAAUUGUGGAAAAUGUUUCAUGAAGACAUCAUUUCAGCAUAAUGGAGUUCAUGCAGGAGAGCAGAAUUCCCAUGAGAAUGGACAAGGCUUCAGUUUUGGCCCCAGUCUUGAACUUCAUCAGCAGUUACACCUAGGAGCAAAAUCUCAUAUGUGUAGUGAGUGUGGGGAUGGCAUCAGUUAUAGCUCGCUGCUUUGCACUCAUCAAAGUGUUCUCACAGAAGAGAAAUUCAGUAGGAAUGGUGAGUGUGGUGAAGACUUCUGUCAAAGCUUACAUCUGCAAAUUCAUCAGAGAAUCAACACAGGAGAGAAGCCCUACAAAUGUGCUGUGUGUGGGAAAGGCUGCAUGUGUAGCUCAUAUCUUCAUGGUCAUCAGAGGUUCCACUCUGGAGAGAAACCCUACAAAUGUGCUGUGUGUGGGAAAGGCUUCAGUCGGAGUUCACAUCUUCAAGUUCAUCACCGAGUCCACACUAGAGAGAAACCCUACAAAUGUGCUGUGUGUGGAAAGGGCUUUAGACUGAGUUCACAGCUUCAUGCCCAUCAGCGAAUCCACACUGUAGAGAAGCCAUACAAAUGUGAGGUAUGUGGUACGGGCUUUACUCAUAGUUCACAUCUUCAAGAACAUCAACAAGUCCACACUGGAGACAAACCCUACAGAUGUUCUGUGUGUAGUAAGAGUUUUAGUCAGACCUCAAGUCUUCAAGCCCAUCAGCGAAUCCACACGGGAGAGAAACCCUACAAAUGCACUGUGUGUGGUAAGAGCUUUAGUCAGAAAUCACAUUUGCAAGUUCAUCAGCGAGUCCACACUGGAGAG